AAUGAAGAUUCCUACAUUCAUCAUCACCAUCUUCAUAAUCUCAUUUAUCGCAUCGGUUUUCGCAGACGAUUAUUUGGCAAACGAAUAUUCGUCCACGGUUCUCAAGGUACCGAACAUGGCAGACCUCUCGGCUGUUGACGAUGAUCUCUCCUACUCGUUGUACCACGAGAGUUGUCCCGAUGUCGAAGGUAUUAUCUACAGAAAGGUCAAAGAAUGGGUGACCAAAGAUCCCACCCUUGCUCCUAGUCUCCUAAGGCUCCAAUACCACGAUUGUGUCGUUCGGGGUUGUGAUGCAUCGAUUCUUUUGGAUCACGAAGGAAGCGAAAGGUCAUCGAAUAUGAGCAAGUCACUAAGAGGAUUCGAAGUGAUUGAUGACAUAAAAGCCGAGAUCGAGAAGAAAUGCCCAAAAACCGUGUCGUGUGCCGAUAUCCUAACGACUGCAGCUCGAGAUGCCACGGUUUUAGUUGGUGGGCCGUAUUGGAUGAUCCCUUUCGGUAGGAAAGACGGUCGAGUUUCGCUUGCCAAGGAAGCCACUAUAGUCCCCAAGGGUUCCGAAAGUGUCACCAAUCUUAUCGAGUUUUUCCAGUCUAAGGGACUCAACGUGCUCGAUUUGGUUGUCCUCUCAGGUGCACAUACAAUUGGGAGGACAACAUGCGAGUCGGUGCAACAUCGACUAUAUGAUUACAAAGGCACAAAGGGACCCGAUCCGUCGUUGAAUCCAAAAUACUUGAACUACUUGAGGAGGAAAUGUAGAUGGGCAUCCGAAACCGUGAGUCUUGAUGGCGAAACGCCAAAUACGUUCGACACACAAUACUACCACAAUCUAAAGAAAAGCAUGGGGAUCUUGUCCACCGACCAAUUGCUCUACUCAGACUCAAGGACUAAACCGGUUGCCAACGGUUUGUCAUUUGAGUCCUCACUCUUCAAGAACCAAUUCGGUGUGUCGAUGGUGAAGCUUUCGAGCAUUCUCGACUUGACCUCUCAAGACGAAGGAGAGAUCCGUGGCGAUUGCAAAUACGUUAACCAUUGACGAACCCGAGUGGCACAAGAUCCUAACGAAAGCAUACGUUAUGUUUGAGUUGUAAUUUUAUGUUGAUUU
This is a messenger RNA of Cynara cardunculus var. scolymus (artichoke), 1099 nucleotides long. Its product is annotated as peroxidase 7. Gene Ontology annotation, biological process: response to oxidative stress; hydrogen peroxide catabolic process. Lineage: Eukaryota; Viridiplantae; Streptophyta; Magnoliopsida; Asterales; Asteraceae. The coding region runs from base 2 to 1030 and encodes 342 amino acids. Gene Ontology annotation, cellular component: plasmodesma; plant-type cell wall. The transcript has 3 exons. The record is from RefSeq and is a predicted model, not a curated record. Gene Ontology annotation, molecular function: peroxidase activity; heme binding.